AUGUCGACCUUCUUCUACGGCCAGCAACAGCACCAGCAACACCCUCACCACGGCGCAGCCGCCCACAUGCCCACCUCCAACAACCACCACGGUGGGCGUUCUCGACGGGGUCCCAAGAUGGCCGCGCAGAACGCUCAGCGUCAGUUCCGGGGGGUGAAGAGCAUGCGGGAGCUCGCCGAAGCCCCGGCGGUGACGGCUUUCCGCGCGAGAUUCGAGGCUGGACGCUCCUUCGACCUCGAUGAUGACUUGGAGUUUUGCCCCGGCCUCCUGACUGAGGACGAUCUCCAUUCCAUUCACUCGGCCUCUUCGGAUCGGUCUUCCCUGUCCAGCGGCUCCCCCGACUCCUCGCCCCUCCAACAUCAGAUCCAGCCGGUUCAGCAGGUCACCCCAUCCAUCUCCCUCUCGCCCGCGUCCGCCAACUCGUAUGUUCACUCCGGGGUCACGGGUAACAUGAGUCACGUGAACUUCCAGCAGCCGUCGGCGGUCCGCACCCGCAAGGUCAUCCCGAUCGUCAAUCCUCACACGGGUAUGACUCUGACCAGCCCUCCCACGUCCAUCUCUCCGGGCUCGAUGCAGAAUGCCCAGCGGCGAUGGUGA
Messenger RNA from Aspergillus terreus NIH2624, 597 nucleotides. RefSeq names its product DUF4452 domain-containing protein. NCBI's taxonomy places the organism in Eukaryota, Fungi, Ascomycota, Eurotiomycetes, Eurotiales, Aspergillaceae. The transcript is spliced from 2 exons. Bases 1 to 597 code for a protein of 198 amino acids. The record is from RefSeq and is a predicted model, not a curated record.